UAUGGACGACUUUAAUUCUCAGCAAUUCAUAUAAAAUAAUACCUUUGUGGAAUAAGGGGAGAUGUUUCUGUAGUUCAAUUUUCCCUGCUACCUGGACCGCAAUUGAAGGACAGCUUGAGUGUUGACAAAGCACUGCUGGCUACUGUGUGGAUUAUGGUACUCAGUGGCUGAAUGAGGAUUUCUCUCCAGAUAACAGAAAUGGAUAGGAGCUACAACACACUCACUCUUGUCUUUGUGAUUAUCUGUACAAGCUGCGUGUCAGGACUGGGUGUCCCUCAGCCUGUCAACCCGGUGGUGCGGGUUUUGGAUGGAGAGGUGACAGCAGUUUGGGACUCUCCUGAGGAUGCACCACUGAAGUCUGUCUACAAUGUAGAAAUGAAAAAGUAUGGGUCAGGCUCCGACUGGAUCGCGGUAGUCAGGUGCACGAUGAUCACGGUGACCUGCUGUGACCUCACCAACCUCAUGCAUGAGUACAACGCUGCCUACAUAGUCAGAGUUCAGCUCGUUGCAGGACGUAAUGCAUCAGACUGGAAAAACACCAAGAGGGUUUACCCAAAUCAGAGUAGAUUGCUGCCUCCUUCCUUCACUCUACUGGCUACAUCCAGCACCCUGACACUCACAGUUCACAAAAAGCCCUUUUAUAAGAAGAUGUUUCCUUUUGGGAUGACCUACACCAUCUAUCUGGAGGACAGAGGAAAAGACAAUAAGACCACAAUAGCAUACCUGAAGGAUGGAUUGGAUGAUGAAGGGGUUAAGACAUUUGAUUCUCUCCACUGGGGGAGAGAGUAUUGUGUCAGCCUCAAGGUAGAGAGCAGUACAGGGCUCUCCAUGAGCAAUGUAUCCACUCCACAGUGUAUUUUCCUACCUGAACAAGAGUGGUACAUAAUUGCUGUGUCGUGCCUGGUAUCUCUGGGUGUGAUGGCCAUCUUUGCUGUGCUGCUCGCCAUUCUCCUGUGUUACCUGAAGCGCCCAGAAAAAGUACCUACUGUAUUGAAAUCCCCAGGAAGCGGCUGGCUCCCACUCACUGUUGGAGAAAGCCCUAUGGAAGUUGUCACAGACAAAGGGUGGUUCCUGAUGGGAAAAGAAGAGAAAAACUGUUUCACCCCAGAGCAAGUAACCCAAGCCAUGGCAUCAGAGGACGACCAGCAGGAAGUCAGGAGGACAAGCACAGACAGUGGGGUAGGCGUAGAGCCAAACUCUGCCACCAAGAGCAGGGGAAGUGCUCAAAUUAUGCAAGAGGACAGUGGUUGUGGAAGCAUGACAGGGUCGGAGAGCUCCACCAGCUGCAGCAGUAGUACAGAGGAGCACUUCCUGCGGGAAGGAAGGACUAAUGACAAUACUGUCAGGAAGAGGGAGGAUAGCGGAGUAGAACUGGGCUGCCAGCUAGAUUGUUCCCUGAUUCUAGAUGGACAAGACUGUGGAGCUGUUGCUGGGGAUAAAUACCGCAGCAAGAGCCCCUCAGCUGUGCAGAUUCAUGUUUGUGAUGAUGAGAGGAUGUUUCAGGAAAUACAGACAGACAGAGACUCUGCGUUGGCUGAUGUGGUCACGGGUUACAGGGCUGGGCAUCAGUCAUGCAUCUGCUCAAGAGCAGGUCAGUGUGCUUGGUGCCAUCAAACAGGACAUCAUGGACCUGAAGAGGUUCCACAGUACAGAGCUGCACAUAUUGAAAAUGGACUGCUGAGCAGCGAAAACCAUUUUGUGGAAACUUAUGAGGCGGACCUUCAGUUUUCAAAUUACCGUGGAAAACCACACAUUCAGCUGGAGUCCAUCAUCAGGAUGGAUGAUUCAGAGACACCAUCUAACCUACCUUUCAUACAACUGGAGGAGGCUUUCCCUCUGCUAACAGCUCUGUCGUUACUGCCCUCAGUGGAGGAAGGAGAGAAGUUUGGUAUGAAAAAUGCGUCCCUUUCCCUGUGUGAUGUAGAACUGAAAACUGAUUGAUAUGGACACUUUUAUUGUACAGCAAUGCUUGCUGUGCUGUGGAAUGCAGCAGGGACAUUAUUAGUGCUGACAUGCUAUAAUAAAAUAGCAAAAAUAAUGUAGAAAAAAAGUUGCACAAUUGAGCCCUAUUUGGAGGGAAAAAAACAAAGUAGGCAUGUGUUUAAGCGGCUGAUUUUGAGCAUAGGAAGGAAAUUGAGGUUUAAGGGCUCUGAUAAACAGCACACAGCUGCUGGCUGCUAACUGUUAGAGACAAAGACAGUGAAAGUCCCAUUUAUGCCCUGUUACACUGUGGUGUAUAAUACAAGAUGUUUAAUACAUUAUGCCGGAAGUGAAACUAAUGUGUUUUGUGGAGGGGGUGGGGGGUGCAGAGAAACGGUUUAACCGAGAUAAAUGACUUUCAGCAACUUCUCUUUAACAUUUUAAGAAGUCAUUAAUAAAUGUGUUCAUAUAACAAAUAGUCAUUGUAAGUCUUAAAUAUUAUUGUUUUGCAAAUUUACACCACAUCAGAUGUUGUCAAGCAAAGGCCUGAGAAAGUGCCAUUUUUGCUCACCCUCCACUGACACAUACAACAUUUUCACACCUGUUCUGCUGUAUGCUGACUCAGCAAGUGACCUUCUCUUACUUUUGUUCUCCUUCUUUGCCCUCCACUCUGGUGACAAGACGGUUUUGAAAUGGUGUUUAUGCAGCAGCAAAGAGGGUGUAGCAGCCAGGGUCGCUCCUUUGCUAUCAGUUCAUCAGUAAACAGUUUCCACUCUAGUGAAAAUGUCAUGUUAGUUAAUUUGACUUUCAGUGACUGUAACUUUUGUAAUGAAAUAACUUUGAGCAAU
Messenger RNA from Myripristis murdjan (pinecone soldierfish), 2768 nucleotides. RefSeq names its product interleukin 10 receptor, alpha (gene il10ra). The record is from RefSeq and is a predicted model, not a curated record. NCBI's taxonomy places the organism in Eukaryota, Metazoa, Chordata, Actinopteri, Holocentriformes, Holocentridae. The coding region runs from base 172 to 1941 and encodes 589 amino acids. Gene Ontology annotation, molecular function: cytokine receptor activity; protein binding. Gene Ontology annotation, cellular component: plasma membrane. The transcript has 7 exons. Gene Ontology annotation, biological process: cytokine-mediated signaling pathway.